This is a messenger RNA of Umbelopsis ramanniana AG, 1870 nucleotides long. RefSeq lists its product as uncharacterized. Gene Ontology annotation, biological process: transmembrane transport. The record is from RefSeq and is a predicted model, not a curated record. Gene Ontology annotation, molecular function: transmembrane transporter activity. The transcript is spliced from 14 exons. Bases 24 to 1826 code for a protein of 600 amino acids. NCBI's taxonomy places the organism in Eukaryota, Fungi, Mucoromycota, Umbelopsidomycetes, Umbelopsidales, Umbelopsidaceae.
AAACAACUUACUGUCUGAAAACAAUGGCCUCGAUCGAGAAGCCAGAGACAGUGAAAAGCUGUUCGGAAGAAUUGCCGGAUCAUACUGUUGAAAAUAAUGAACUCAAUUAUAUGUUUCCUUCGUCAGAAGUUGGUAUUCCUCUGACCAAGCUUCAAUGGGCGUUGACUUUUGUUGGUCUGAGUCUUUCCUUGUUUUUGGCAGCGGUCGAUACAACGAUCGUCUCUACGGCGAUUCCGAAAAUCGGAUCGGAUUUCCAUGCGUUAGAAAAAGGAUCGUGGAUCGUCACAGCAUACAUCUUGUCGUUUGACUCACUUCAGCCCAUGUACGGAAAACUGAGCGAUAUCUUUGGUCGCAAGAAUGUCUUAUUGCCGGCUGUUUUCAUCUUUCUGUUGGGAUCAGUUUUAUGUGGCGUGAGCACCAAUAUGGUGAUGAUCAUUGUUAUGAGAGCAAUACAAGGAGUUGGAGGAGCUGGUAUCUUCAGCGUUGUAUUCAUCACGGUUGCAGAUAUGAUCCCGCUACGAGCUAGAGGUCAAUACUCAGCUUUGAUUAGCACCGUCUUUGCAGUAGCAUCGGUCUGCGGUCCAUUAAUAGGGGUAUGUCAAUACGGAUAUGGCAGCACGCAAUUGCUGGAGACUAACAAUGCAUUUAUGAUAAUCACCAGCGCUUUUACGGAUCAAGUCAGUUGGAAAUGGGCUUUCUUCAUCAAUCUGCCUGUAGGCGGAGUAGGCACUAUACUGCUGAUAUUCUUUAUGAAAGAGAAGAGAAAGCGUGCACCGGUUCGAGCCUUGUUGAAGCGAGUGGAUUAUCUCGGUACCGUAAGCAUUCUGGCAUUUGCAACUCUUACUUUAGUAGCGCUGAACUUGGGAGGUGUACAAUAUGCAUGGAACUCGGCUCCAGUCCUAGUGUGUUUAAUCCUUGGUAUCUCGUUCCUUGGAGUCUUGGUUGUAGUAGAAUGGAAAUUUGCGAAAGAGCCUAUGAUGCCUAUAUACCUCUUCAAAAAACGCACUGUCACUUGUAUUAGCAUCGCGAAUCUCUUCUUUGGUGCCGCCAUCGCCAUAUUAAUCAUUGAAAUGCCUCUAUUUCUACAGGCUGCUAGGGGCGACUCUGCUACCAUGUCUGGAGUUCGAAUCAUCGUUGGUCAAGCUUCCAUUUGUAUAGUAUCUACGGUCUCUGGAUAUCUAAUGGGCCGAUUCAACUCUUAUAAAUAUUUUCUCAUCGUUGGUAGUGCACUUGCUACCCUGGGAUUUGGACUGUGCGCUUUGUUCAAUGACACUUCGCCUUUUGGCUAUCUAUAUGGAUUCAUCAUCAUUGCCGGAGCAGGAUCCGGGAUGAUCUAUGCGUGCAGUAGUGUCGCAGCUCAAUCUGCAUGCGAAAAAAAGGAUCUAGCGGUUGUUACUGUUCUGGUUACAUUUUUCAUGAACCUUGGAACGGCUGUUGGCGUUGCUGUCGCAUCUGCAGUUUUAAACAACGGGCUACAGAGCUGUCUACUUCAAUCCGUGUCACCGGACUUGGUUACCGCCAUAUUGCAGAGCACUACGUUCAUUCGCUCUGGAGCCUUAACUCCUGAACAAGUAGACAUCACUAUCAAGUGCUAUAAUUCCAGCUUCAAAUCCAUAUGGCUGACAGCGUUGGCAUUCUCUAGCAUAGCGUUUAUAAGCACUCUGUUCAUCCAGGAACAUUCACUUCUCGGCCAACAAACAAGCGAAGAUAAUGAUGUCAAAGAGCACAAUAUAGUAGAGGACAUUGAAAAGCAAAAAACGGAUCAUCAAGAGAUUGAACAUAUUGAAGUCGAGGAUGAUAAAACCACCAUUGAGAAGGUGGCAUAGCCACUCAUAGCGUUGCAUCGAAAGCAUUAUCUAUUUUAGCGAAA